GCCAACUCGUUACUUCAUUCACGUUUGGGCAAUCGUAGUGAACUUAACAUCUGCAAAUUGGUCUGAAAUUUCUUUAAAAUUGUAACAAGUUGUUAUUUAAAAUGGGUUCAACCGUGGACGAGUUUAAAGUUGUAAAUGAAUCAGAAUACCCGAAAAUUGUGGAACUGUUGAAAGCCCGACUACCAAUAUCUGGCCAGGUUUACAACAUGGCCCUCGUGUUGAACAUUUUUCCCAAGGAAAUGACAUGUUACACGCUUGGAGGAGACUUGUCCCCAAAUGCUCUAAUUCUGAUCAUAUUCGAUAGAGAGGAUUACGGACAAGAUAUCAACAUGUCCCUUUCGAAGGAAUUUCAAGUGACACCGGAAAUAAAGCAAGCCUUCACUUCGACCAAAGUCAUCCAAUGGAAAGGAUGUCACAUGUUCGUAUUGACGGAUAGGCGCAUUUCUCACAUGAUUUUCGAAAUCAGCACCGUAGUUUUCAGAAACUCUGUCACUUUUAAUCCAAAUUAUGGCUACUGGAAGGAGCCGGAAAACAUCACUGAAACUAUUUCAGAGGAGGACAAAAAUGGCGUUGUUUUGAAAGCAUUGGAUGAAGACAAAGGACUCAAAUUUCUCACUCAAAGUUGGCGAUAUGUCCGACCAGGGACCGAAACGUAUCUGAAGAAGAUUAUUAAGCACCACAUCACUGCCGGCGUCUACCAAAACGGCGACCUCGUCAGUGGAGCUAUCGUGAAUGGACAUGGUUUGAUUGGCAUGCUUUCCACAAACCCAGAGCAUCGAAACAAAGGACACGCAAUGAAGUGCAUGCGAUACUUGAUGCAAGAAAUGACGAAAAAGGGAUUUGCAAUAGUGAGUUCGUCCCAACAAGAAAAUUCGUACUCCUUGGCGCUUCAUGAUAAAUUGAAAUUCAUACAAACACAUGAAUGUGAUUAUAUUUUUCAUAUUCCGUACCAUAAAUGAAAUCACCUUUGUUAAAUCUAUUAAAAAAUGCGUGCACGAGAAGAUGACAACAACGCAGAAUGCAUUUUUACGACUUUUUAUUGUCCGUGUUGAUCCAGCUGUAAAAAAUGAAUGCUUUUAUUGGCAAUAAAUUACGUCAUUACAACAAAACUCAUCAAA
Molecule: messenger RNA, 1118 nt
Organism: Folsomia candida
Lineage: Eukaryota; Metazoa; Arthropoda; Collembola; Entomobryomorpha; Isotomidae
Exons: 4
Coding region: 102-959 (285 amino acids)
Cellular component (GO): mitochondrion
Molecular function (GO): glycine N-acyltransferase activity
Source: RefSeq, a predicted model, not a curated record